AUGCAGACCGUCUUUGUCCUUGCAGCUGCGGUGUUCACCACCUUCACCACCGUCGUAGCCACACCUUCUGGCUGCUCUGCCAGCUAUGAUGGCCCAUUUCAAAUAACAGUUGUGAAGCCCUCAACCAAACGACGUGAUACUACUCAGUCUACUUGUGGUCAAGAUGGCUAUUUGACAUUGACUCUUGCGGAAGGUCAACUUACCGAUGCAAAAGGUCGAGUCGGAUACAUUGCCUCCAACUAUCAAUUCCAAUUCGAUGCGCCACCUCAAAUAAAUGCAGCUUCAGUGGGUGGCUAUUCAUCGUGCUCCAAUGGCUCCCUUGCAUUGGCCGAAUCGUCUGUAUUUUAUCAAUGCUUGAGUGGGGAUUUCUAUAAUCUUUACGAUCGCUCUUGGGCUGAACAGUGUGAACCCAUUAACAUCGACAUUCUCCCGUGUACUUCAGGUGCUUCUACUACCGACCAACCAUCCGCCGAAGUUCCCGUCUCUCAAAUAAAUGAUGGUCAACCACAAGCCACCUCUGCUACCACUCGUGUCCCCGCUCCUGUCUCUCAGAUCUCAGACGGUCAACCACAAGCCCCGACCCAAGCCCCGACACGCGCCCCUGUAUCGCAGAUCAGCGAUGGCCAGCCCCAGGCACCCUCUGCGACACCACACAAUGCUACUACUUCCGCGAUGCCCACAGGAAAGCCUACGGAGAAGCCUUCGGGAAUACCCGUCUCUCAGAUCUCGGAUGGACAACCUCAAGCUCCUCAUGCUACCAUGAAGUCUAGCUCCGCUUCAUUUGUUAGUUAUACUAGUACUGCUUCCCAGUCAACAGCCACUUCACCCCCGAUCAGUGCUGGGGGUAACGCCAACGAUGCAGGUUCUAUCGGGGCAUUUAUCAUUGCCGCUCUAGGUGCAGCUGCCUUUCUAUAG
Blumeria graminis f. sp. triticale is the source of this 915-nucleotide messenger RNA. NCBI's taxonomy places the organism in Eukaryota, Fungi, Ascomycota, Leotiomycetes, Helotiales, Erysiphaceae. The record is from the annotation of a GenBank genome assembly.